GUUGCGUCACUGAGCAAGUCGUCUCCUACAAUUUCUUCCCUACUCUAGUGCAACCACCUGGUUGUAGUUAGGAUUUACAGGAUUGGCUCCCGAAAGAACUGUGAACAGGAGAUUCGCCACUUGAUUAUAAGGCGAAUCAUGGCGUCCACGCAGCUCUGCAUCCAACAGAAGUCCUUCCUGCUCGCUGGUUCCUUCAAUAGAGCAUGUUUGGAGACUCCUACGAAUCUGCUUCUUCUGAGUCAGCGCUACGCAAACCGAUCAGCGAAGCAUGGGGUCACUCGAGCUGCAUUGGCUGCUGCCUCACCCUCAAUAGAAGGGUCUGUGAAAAGCAGUCUCGAAGGCCUUUUGCAGGAGGCACGAAUGCAGAAAGGGCGGGCCUCAAUGAGGACAUGGUGGUAUAUACAGCAUGUGCAAAAAGCAGAGAAAGCAGCUGAGAUCGCCGAUUCAAGCGAUGCCCCGGAAGCAGGAGAGUUUGCACGUCGGAUUGAGAUGGAAGAGGGAAGGGCAGUGAUGAGAGUCUGGUGGCUCGACCACCGACUCCGAGCGCUCGACCCCUCUCGUCCGCCCCUGCCAAAAGUAAAACGCACUCGCAGAGCACUUCCCGUACGGCGCAGUCCCAGUUCAACCCCCAAGCAAGCCACUACGGUUGCCGAAGCGAAAACGGUCCCGUCCGGACGGCAGGAAGAGCUGGCGACGGCGUCCGAAGAGCAUCCGGCGCCGUCCGAAGCGAAGACGAUCACCACGGACACCACAGGGGCGCAGGAGCCGGUUACUCCGUUGGACGAUUCGGUCAGCGUCGAUGCGCAGGCGGACAGGCAGCGGAAAAUGGACGUGGGGCGGGCGAAUAUGAGGAAUUGGUGGACCCAGGAGCAGGAAGCCUCCAAACGUGCGGUCGAGGGGACGGUGCCCGAAAAGCCGUCCGAAUCGAAGACGAUCACCACGGACACCACAGGGGCGCAGGAGCCGGCUGCUCCGGUGGACGCUCUGGUCAGCACCGAGGUGCCAAAGGAACAAGAUGCGGUGCAGGUCGAACGGCAGAAGGAAAUGGACGCGGGGCGGGCAAAGAUGAGGGAAUGGUGGAUCCAAGAGCAGGCGGCCUCCAAGCGCAAGCUCGAACUCCAGGGGGCGGAGUCCGAAGAGCGUCCAGCGCCGUCGGAAGUGAAGGAAACCACCACGGACACCACAACGGCGCCGGAGCUGGCCGCUCCGGUGGACGAUCUGGUGCAAAAGGAACAAGAGGCGGCGCAGGCCGAACGGCAGGAAAAAAUGGAUGCGGGGCGGGCAAAGAUGAGGGAAUGGUGGACCCAGCAGCUGGAGGCUACCAAGCGCGCGCUCGAAACGAAGACGAUUCCUACGGAUGCCACAGGGGCGCAGGAGUUGGGUACUCCCGCGGACGUCCCGGUCAGCAUCGAGGCGCAGAAGGAGCAAGAGGCGGCGCAGAAAAUGUCGCCCGAGGCGCAGGCCGAACAGCAGAGGAGGAUGGACGCGGGGCGGGCAACCAUGAGGACGUGGUGGACCGAGGAGCAAGAGGCCGCCAAGCGCAAGCUCGAACUCCAGGCGGCGGAGUCCGAAAAGCGUCCAGCGCCGUCCGAAGAGAAGUCAAUCACCACGGACACCACAAAGGCGCAGGAGCCGGCUGCUCCGGUGGACGAUCCGGUCAGCGCCGAGGUGCAAAAGGAACAAGAGGCGGCGCAGGCCGAACGGCAGAAGAAAAUGGACGCAGGGCGGGCAAAGAUGAGGGAAUGGUGGAUCAAGGAGCAGGAGGUCACCAAACCGGCGCCCGAGCCCCAGGGGACGGAGUCUGACAAGAGUCCGGCGCCCUCCGAAUCGAAAACGGUCAUUGAGAACACCACAAAGGCGCAGGAGCCCCAGGGGACGGAGUCUGACAAGCGUCCGGCGCCGUCCGAAUCGAAGACGGUCACCGCGGACACCACAAAAACGCAGGAGCCCCAGGGGACGGAGUCUGACAAGGGUCCGGCGCCGUCCGAAUCGAAGACGGUCACCGCGGACACCACAAGGGCGCAAGAGCUGAAGGGGGCGGAGUCUGACAAGGGUCUGGCGCCGUCCAAAUCGAAACCGGUCACCGCGGACACCGCAGGGGCGCAAAAGCUGCCCUCGCCGCUAGACACUUCUGACAAGCGUCCAGCGCCGUCCGAAUCGAAGACGGUCACCGCGGACACCACAGGGGCGCAGAAGCUGCCUACGCCGCUGGACAUUCUGGUCAAGAUCGAGAUGCGAAAAGAACGAGAGGCGGCGGAGAGAAGGCGGGCCGAACGGCAGAGGACGAUGGACGCGGGGCGGGCCGAGAUGAGGAAGUGGUGGAUCAAGGAGCGGGAGGCCACCAAACGCGCGCUGGGGCUGGCGCCGUACGGACCCGUGUGGACGCUCGUCCGGAACGAUGGAAAGGAGCCCCCGAUCAGCAUCGGCAAGACGCCGCUCAUCAUUGGUGCUGAGGUCGGCAAUGCGGAGAACAUGGUUCCGGUCAAACUGGAUUAUCCAACGGUGUCGGGGGUGCACGCCAAGAUCUUUGCCAAGGAGGUCAUGUCUUACGGCGAGUAUGUGCGCGCGUAUUUCGUGGUAGAUCUCAAGAGCACCAACGGUGUGCGUCGCAACAACAACUUUCGGCUGCGACCCGGGACCCAAUACAAGUUGAGCGACGGAGAUACGCUUUUCUUUGGGGAAGAGGCGGCAACUAUCGUCAUCAAGAACCCGCAAAAGAGCCCUUAGCCGUGAGGAGCUUUGGCAGCCAUUCGCUACACCAUCGGACGAUUAUGUGCAGGCCUGAUCUAGACACGCGUUGACCAUUGAAACGAAGGUUUCAUCUUGGUAAAAUACCGCCCUUAGGAAAAACGCGGCUCAUGUGUUGAGGUAGACGCUGCUCAUCCGUCAAAGGUUGUUUUUGAAAGCGCUUUUGACUAGGCUAGUGUUGCUUAUGUUGGAUGGCAUAUUGGACCACAUUUCUAUACACCUGGACACAUUGUACCAGGUCUAGCUACGAGAGUGAGUGCCA
Molecule: messenger RNA, 3010 nt
Organism: Klebsormidium nitens
Lineage: Eukaryota; Viridiplantae; Streptophyta; Klebsormidiophyceae; Klebsormidiales; Klebsormidiaceae
Source: the annotation of a GenBank genome assembly